Paramacrobiotus metropolitanus is the source of this 4398-nucleotide messenger RNA. RefSeq lists its product as uncharacterized. Lineage: Eukaryota; Metazoa; Tardigrada; Eutardigrada; Parachela; Macrobiotidae. The transcript has 3 exons. The record is from RefSeq and is a predicted model, not a curated record. The coding region runs from base 855 to 2798 and encodes 647 amino acids.
AAGUCAGCGAUUACGGUGCGACGUUUUGUGUUUCCGCAUAGUUCGCGAACCAGAUCGUUUCGCUCACUCUACGGGAUAGAUUCCGUUUCUGUCUCCGUCCCUGGAUCCAUUCUGGAUCUAGCAUUAGAUGGUAGCAGAGCCGACAGCGGUUCUCUGAUUUUAAUUGAUCUGAUUUGAUUUGACUGGUAUCAGGCAAAGUUGGCCUGUUAUUUGACGUGUUCACCGUGACCAGUAAGGCACAGGUCUGUCCACAAGCAAAGCGCAACACCACAAGCGGUGCAAUUUUCCCCCAUCGGACGUGGAUUACCAGCUUCGGUUUUUGGUACGGUAUCUUCAGCGAAGAACCGUGCUGUUUCCUUAGCUGUGCAAGAGUUCAAGAGUUUCAGUCGUCAGUGUUCCUCGGUGUAGAGUCUUCAGCGAAGACCUACACUGGUGUCACUGAUACUCGGCAAGGCUUCAGCGAAGCCUAAGCCGUGGGCCACAAGCGGCGAAGCGCCAAAAGGGGCGCACGGGAAAAGACCAGAUCAGACUCCUCCAAACUGGAGUAGAGCACUACUACUGUUGCUACGGCAGUCAGCCGGCACAGUAGCAGACUAAAAGCGUGCGGCACAACCGCUACGGAAAAGCGGCAACGCAGGAGCGGAUUGUGGAGAAGAAAUUGGAUCAUUUGGAUCAUUUUCCCGUGGAACGGACGGUCAACAGAUUUCAAACGAAGAAAAUGGCACAAAAGGUCAAGCCACUCCUAAAAGUUCAGGAACGGCAUCGGAGAUAAACAGAUCUACGGGCUAUAACUCCAAGUGUCCGGACUGUUUACGGAAUAACAGAAAGGUCGACAAGAAGUUCCCGUGCUACACAUGCGUUCACAAGCGCUUAGAGGAUUUAGACGAGAUGACGUGUUUACACGACCCCGUUCGCCUCCGCAGAGAGAAAGGUCACGCGGACAUUCACGCGAACACGAACGGACUUCUGAAAGACGAAGCGAAAGGUCACGCGAACGUUCUCACGACAGAGAUUACCGUGGCGGAAGAGGAUGGGUGCGCCAUGGAAACGAGAUAACCGAGACAAGUAUUCAGCGGAAAAUCGAUACGGCAAAGAUUUUGGCCGCGACAAGAGGACGCGAAGAGCAACGGCGUGCGGAGACAUACCGUACAGAGCCUGAAAAGAAAGGUCAUCAGGUGCCGUUGGAAGUUGGAUUCCGCAACCGCAAUGUUCGAAUGUCAACACCGGAAAGGUCAUGGGAUAAAAGACGUGAACAUACCCGGAAUCGAACGCCAGACCCACAAGAUAAGCGAUGGCAGGAAAGAGCCAGGUAUUAUGCGGGUUUUGAGUCUGGCGCAAGUAAAAGGUCAUCGAGCGCAGAAAGGGAAGAUUCACCCCCAAAGUAUCAAAGAAUGGAGUCCACGAUCCAUGUGGUGAAUCCCAUCGUGAGUGCGGCACAAGAAGACGACCCGAUGGAAGGGGCCAGCUCAGUUGCGGAUUUGACGCCCCAAGAUAACGCGACCCAUCGACGGAACGUAAUUCUGGAUAGCGACCUUCAACCGGCUACACCGGCGAGUAAUGAACCGCCGCAGUUAGAACCUGGAAAACAAAGCGCACAAGAAAGUCUGCGCGAGCCGGAUGAACGCGAUCGGCGAACGACUUCCAGAUUCAAUAACCGACACCCCGACACAAUCGACAUGAUAUACGAUAUGCGCGACACCGACGAACAAAAGACGGAAAUUUGCCGAUACAAGGGAAUUGACGAUGAUUCGGCGGAGGCGAAUAAGAUUCACACGAUUCUGAAUCAGCUUCGCCAGUUUUUACUCGAUUCUGGGUACGCGAGAGAGAUUAAGAGGGGAGUGGAAGAAGGAACUUUUCGUCGACUAUACAUUCCUCGUGACUCUGCGCGAGAUUGUUAUCUCCCCAUCCGACGAAAUGGAUUACACAGUUUGCUGGAUUUGAGCCUAUUGGACGUGCCAUUGGACACGACUGACCCAGUCGGGAUGACACAAUUUUAUUACACAGACUAUGAUGAACGACAGGAAUAUGCGGCUCAGUUCGUCUUACGACACGUAAAUCCGGCCUUCAAGUUGCUUGCAGCUAGAGCAUCGAUCGGAUUACAGGUGGAUCCCACAGACCAUGCCGCAAAAAGGAUGGGGCAGAAGGUCUUCGCUGCGAGAUUGGCACACUAUAAAACACAGAACCAAUUGGUUUCUAACACCAUGAAGGAUGAUAUUCCACCGCUCUUCCGACCUCAUGUGGCGAAACUGGGAGAGCCUAUGGAACAUGUCGGAAUAGCCCACACGGCUCGCAAGGCGUUGAAGAAGUGUAAGACAAGAAGGGAAAAGGGUAAUCUUACACAGCGCCAUGCCUUCCAAGUUGAAGAAAGGAUUAACCGGAUCAAGGAUACUAUGGGAAGCGACUACGUCGAACCUGUGGACGGAGUAGACGUCUACAUUAAUGAGUUUUUGGUGAACAAAGGCGACCGACGCCCAGAACGCGCUCCUAACCAGAUAGAACGACGCGGUCUAAGAAACCAGCAACUCCGCGAUAAUCUCGCUGAUGUGCAACGGCGAUUGGCGGAUGACCCUAACAACCGGAGACUGCGGUUGGAAGAGAAUGACGCACGCCAUCGGGUAGAGGCGGUCAAAAGAAGUCGCCAAGGGAAAGGUCGCGGUCAGCGAGAAGUUGACCCGGAAAAGGUCAUGGCAGUUGGUCCCACGGAACCAGUUGACCGAACGUCUGACCGAAAUCAACCAGAAAGUGCCAAGAAACGCCCGCCAAGAGAUGGCGAGGACGAUUCAAAUGAAAUGGGAUAGUGCUGAUCGCUAGGAUCACACUAUUAAAAGGGCGUCUACGGCAUAUGUCGGUACGUCACAAAAAUGAAAUAUGGUGUGGUAUAUAAGGGCGACAUGACAUAUUACCAUAAACUGUAUUUGUGUAUUUGUUGUUUUCAGCAUUUAUAGCACAGAACCGCAAAGGAUAAAGAAAUCAUGUGGAGCAGCGAUUGGGGUUGAAAUUGAUUCGGUCCAUAAAGCCGGCCCCAAGGGAGUAGCUACGGCAGUUAGCCGGCCCUCCUCCUUAAGCGAUUCAGUGUUAUAAAUUGGCAAGAGAAACUACGGUAAUUAAGCCGGAUCUCUUGAAUACGAAAGUGGGCCACAAGCGGCGAAAAAGAGAAAGACAACAGGUGGAAAUAUUAAUGAGGUAAAUUUGAUGCGGCAGCCAGCCGGCCUCAUUAGAGUUGCUACGGUAAACUAUGCCGGCAAUCCCUCCGAGCGAUUCAGUGUUGAAAAUUAACGAGAGAAAUAGCGGUAACCAAGCCGGAUCUCUCGUACCGAAGCUGGGCCACAAGCGGCGAACAAGAGUUAAAGAUUUAAUGUGGAAGCGUCGUGGGGUAAAUUUAAUGCGGUAGUUAGCCGGCCCCAUCAGAGAUGCUACGGUAAACUUUGCCGGCACUCUGGCCGCUCGAGGCAUAUUGAAGUUGGAUGUGCGACGGAAAGGUCAAAGUGAAAGCCUUACCAGGGAGGCAAGCGAAGAAGUGCUUGAAAGUCGUUAAAAAUCGGCUGAGUUCCUCCACGACCUUUAAUGGAAGUUUUAAAUGAAGUCGGAUGACCUUUGGAAUUACUAAUGUCCAACCGAGUCACCGUACCGGAGUUCAAGUCGCAUGACCUUUUGGGACCAUUAACCCAUAAUGAGUCGCACAUCUCAACGGAUCAUCUUAACAAAGGAUGACCUUUACCAGGGAGGAAGCGAACUACGCUUGUCUACAUGACGUCCCUCCAUGACCUUUAUUGGAUCUCACUUUGAAGUCGUACAAUUGAUACGCACCAUAUCCCAAAGAUGAAGCAGUAUUCCUAAGUCGUACUUGAUACGCACCUGACUCUCAAGCGGAUUGUGAUUACAAGUCGCAUUACGGAUGCGCGGACUUGCUCAACAGAGCGGAAUGGGCCAAAGUGCGGAAAACGGUGGACAGGACCUGUGACCUUUACGAGUCAGAAAUGGAGGAUCCUAGUCUACAUUUGAUUAAUACUUUUGUUGAUCUUUUUAACUGUUGAUCUGUUUUGUAUUAGAAUUGCUAUGGAAUAGUAUUUUUAUAAAUGGAUCUCUUUAUUCACAUCGUAUUAAAUGGAAUUGUGCCUUAUGGAAUUGAUGUGAUAAAUGGAAUAAGAGAAUUUGAUGUUUUCGAGCACGCAUAGACACCGGCGACCGUCGUUUUUCGUGGAUUUGGGAGUGUGUCCAGCCUCAACGGAGCUCGGCAUCCCCCCAGAGGCAUGUGAGACGAGGGCUCACUAGCGUUCACGCCUGUGGCGCUAGGCGCUACGCCGAUGGAUUACGGUCUGUGUUGUGUCUCGCUCUGAUUGGCUUGAGUUGUGUAGUGGGCGCGGCAUAGCACGUGCUGCACAGUGAUGCACACUGUAG